Colletotrichum paranaense is the source of this 1173-nucleotide messenger RNA. RefSeq lists its product as uncharacterized. The record is from RefSeq and is a predicted model, not a curated record. Bases 1 to 1173 code for a protein of 390 amino acids. Lineage: Eukaryota; Fungi; Ascomycota; Sordariomycetes; Glomerellales; Glomerellaceae. The transcript is spliced from 3 exons.
AUGUCGGCCAGAAAUGGUGCUUCGGGCAUCAGCAAAGAGGAUCCCGAAGCAGGCAAGAAGCUGCUAGGCAAGCACAAAGAUAUUCUGCUAGGAAGAUUGAGGCGUUACCUGAACCAUCCGGACACCAAGUAUGAUCACAUCGACGCUUUGCGGGAUGCUCUCCUUCCCAAAAUUUCUUUUCUCAGCGACAGUGACGCAAGACUUGAACUCGCCAAGUCUUGGUGCCGCAGUUCGCAUUCGGCCUAUUGCAAGUAUCAUAGAAGAGACUUUGAAGUUGUGGACAAACUGGCGUGGGCAUCACUCAUGAUGGCGCCGAUGGAGGCCAGUCGCAAAUUCCAAGAUGAAGAGUGUACGGACGAUGGACGUCCUUCACAAUCAGAUACUUGCUACCUCGGAGAGUCUGCUAUUUUUCUUUCCAGGAUGAUUGGAGAGCUGUUUCCCAAACGUGGUUAUCUUCCGGCUUACCAUUACGAGCCCAAGGAUGGCCUCAACGCGGUCGAAGUAAAGGACCAUCCGAGAGGCGAUAUCAAACAAGCUGUUUCCGCUUCUUCACUCCAAGACGAGAGCACUUGCGUUGUCACAAAGUCUGCCGACCCCAGGGUUUGUCUGGUCCUUCCUUUUCCUACUUCGCAAACUGCUGCUUCGUUGGAGUAUAUCUUGCAUAAAGAUUCGGGAGACAUUUUUGGCUUUGGGAUUCGCAAGUAUCUCGCUGUUUUACAGUCGCUGGCCACCGUCUUCUCUUUGGCGAACAUGAUCUCCCUCAACGAGAUACUCUCGAAAUGGUGGGCGAAGGCGUGGAUUGCCCUCGAGCCUAUCCCACAAACCGACUGCUCCAUCCGGCUCCGGCUUAGAUGGUUCCGAAAAGCCAUGUUUGAUCAGGAAAGGGAUCAUAGAAUUGGCAGGCUCGAAUCUGUCCGAGGGUCCUGCGCCAAAGUGGUGUGCAUCGACAUGAACCCCCGCAUGGUCUCUCGGGAGAGACUCACCCAGUCUGGAAAGACUCUUCGCAUGGUCCACUUUGAAACACGUGAGUACGUCGAGGACGGCUACGAGUUCGACAUCACUGCGGCCAAGAAGGAAGAUCUCUCAGACUUUGGACUGCUCAAGGUUCGGUACAUCCUUUCAAUAGCUAUGUCACUGACGGGCGAGGGGCUAGCCGAGGACGAUGAGCAGUGA